AUGGGGCUGCUGGCGUUGCAGCGGCUCAUGUCCCUACAGCGCGACCGGCAGCGGCAUCAACGGCGAACCCGAGCCCUGAGCGGAUCGAUUGAUUCAUCAAUGGAUAUAAGAAAGGGCUCACCCUGUCAACAAGAUGCUCAUGGUGAUUCUCACGCCGCCAAAAGAAUGAUUUGUUCAAUCCCAACCCUUCCCGAGGACAUUUUGCACCAUAUAUAUUCCCUGUUGCCACUGCGUGAUGCUGCCCGUGCUGCUUGCUCGUCUCAUGCCUUUCUACGUUUCUGGAGAUGUCAUCCCAAUCUAACCUUAAACUGGCAUAUCCUUUGCUCAAAUGCAAAUGCAUCUCAAGAGAAUUUCAUCUGCAUAAUUGACAACAUCCUGAGGAACCACUCAGGCAUCAACAUUAAGAUACUCAAGCUUCAGUUAUAUGGCAUUUAUGAUGCCUACCAGUAUCUGGACAGUUGGCUUCAGGUUGCUGUUAAACCUGGGAUUGAAGAACUCACCAUUGAGCUAUGUUAUAGAGUUGACAUGAAGCAUAAUGUCCCAUGCACACUUUUAACUGAUGGUGUCCAAAACUCAGUCCGGUAUCUUCAACUUUCCUUCUGCGCCUUCCAUCCCACACCUGAACUUGGCCCCUUCAGAAACCUAAAAAGUCUGCUCCUGCGUUCUGUGCAUAUUUUGGAUAAUGAGUUAGAGGGCUUUCUUUCCAACUCCCAUGCUCUGGAGAAGUUAGACCUCAAUAGUUGCGAGAAGAUAACGUGCCUGAAGAUACCUAGCAUCCUGCUGCAGCUCCAUAGCCUGAAGGUUUCUUGUUGCCUGAAGCUGCGAGUGAUAGAGAGCAAAGCUCGAAAUCUCUCCUGUUUUAUCCUUGAAGGACAGAGUGUAAAAGUCUCCCUUGGAGAAACACUGCAAAUGAAGAACCUGUGCAUGGGCCGUUCCAACCUCGUCUGUUACGCCCGUGUUAAAUUGUCAUCCAGUAUGCCAAACCUCAAGACUCUUUCCAUCAGCUCACAUUAUGAGAGGGUUAAUACACCAAUGCUUCGUACCAAAUUCCUAUUCCUUAAGUGGCUGUCUAUUUAUCUGAGAUUGACCUCUUGCCCAUCCUAUGACUAUUUUUCUCUGGUUUCUUUCCUUGACGCUUCUCCCUCCUUGGAGACUUGGUUGUUGGAUGUAGCUGAAGAAAGUAUGCAGCAUGAAUCAAUUUUCGGAGGCGGCUCCUUGCAGUUGAGGCAGAUGCCUAUGCAGCACCAUGGCCGCCUUAAGACUGUGAGGUUCAAAGGCUUCAACUCAGCCAAGAGCUUGGUUGAGCUAACGUGUUAUAUUCUCAGGAACGCAAAGUCAUUUGGCCGGCUCACACUGGAUACCACUUAUGGUGAUCCUAAGUGUGAUAGCGCAAUGUCCGGUGGCAGGUGCACUCCCAUGAGUAAAGAUUUCUCAUGGAAGCACGUAGAGGGGUUUCGGCAAUUAGAACGUAUAUUGAAGAUAAGGUUCCUUCUACUGUUAGGCUGA
Messenger RNA from Miscanthus lutarioriparius, 1506 nucleotides. The record is from the annotation of a GenBank genome assembly. Lineage: Eukaryota; Viridiplantae; Streptophyta; Magnoliopsida; Poales; Poaceae.